AUGCGGACGGGGAAUCACGUGAUAGAGACGCGCGCGAAGCAGCAACACCAGCAGAAGCAGCCCAAUCGCUUGCAGACUAAGGUCGACGAGCCAGGGGGAACAGGCAGGGCAAUAGUCGCUAAGCUAGGGGAAAUUAGUGGCAGGACGGCAGUUGGCGAGCUAGGGGGGAUUAGCAGGACGGCAGUUGGCGAGCUGGAGAUAGUGCGCGAGGAGAAGCGGAGCCUCGAGAAGUGCCUCAAGCUCGUUGUGGAGGAGCGCGACGCGCUGCUAGAGCUCGCAGCGAGGAACGCCGCGGUCGCGGCGAAGAGCGUCGCCGGCGCGAAGAACGAGAAAGAUCGCGCCGUAGAUCGCGCAGCUGUAUUCGGAUCGCCGCCGUCGCCGCCGCGCGACUCAGCGACUGCGAUCAGCAAGCUAGGCGAGUCGCUCGCUACGGCAGACCGAGCCGGCAAAAGCGGGGCGAGCGUGGAGCGAGCGUUACCGCGGCGGAGCCGCGCGCACUCCGCGGAGCGUGUCCAGCGUGCGGGUUCCGGAGAGGGGUCGUUCCGGCGCUCCGCGGAAGGCCGUCCGCAGUCGGCGGAGCGCGGCCCCCGUCGCGCAGAGAUCGCGAAUGGGGAACCGGCGGAGUGGGAGGGCGGCGCAAGCGCGCUGAUAGCGCUCGCUCUAGAGAAGGAGAGAGAGAGCAAGUGGGAGAUGGAAUACCGCAGAGAAUUGCGGAGCGGAGAGGUAAUGGAAGGAGCGGAAGCUUUGCGCCGGGAUCGGGGGGAGGACGACCGGGCAAAGGCGCGGGAAUGGGAGGCGAAGCGGGACUUUCUGCGGGAGGAGCGGAAGAGGCAGCUCGCGCGGGAGAUGGGGAAGGUGGGGACGGUUGUUGCUGGGGAGAAGCGGCGUAUCGAGGAAAAGCGCGCGGUUGAGAUCGGUCGGCGGGAGCAGAGUCCCCUUCAGGCGGAGGCGCGGAGGGAAUGGUCGCAUGGGAAACCGACGGAGAGCGGGGAAAGGCGACGGCUGCUAGAAACAGCCAAAUCUGCGAAACGGGAGAGCGAUCGGGCGGAGAGGAAGGAGAGGGAGCGGGCGAGGGAGAUGGAACGGGCUGAGCAGCGGGAGAGGGAGAAGGAGCGGGCAGAGGAGAGGGGGAAGGAGAUGCGACGGGAGGUGGAGCGGCGGAGGGAGCAGGAGCGAGAGAGAAUGAGGCAACUGGAGCGACAGAAGGAGCUGGAGGAGGAGAGGGAGCAGGAGCAGAAGCGGGAGGCGGAGAAGGAGAGGGAGUGGCGGAAGGAUAAGGCGCAGGCGGAAGUGUGGGAGAAGGAGUGCGAGCGCCUGAGCGAGGAGGUGGAGCGCUUGCACGAUGCCCUCCAGCAGGCGCGGAGCGAGCUGGCGGGAGCGCGCAGGCUCAGCGCGGGCGCGGCGCAGGCGGGGGCGGAAUCCGCGGAAUCGGAACUGGCGAAGGAGCUGGAGCAGACGAAGCUGCGGCUGGCGAAGGUGGAAGCGGAGCGCGGGCAGCUGGCGAGCGCGGUGGAGCGCAUGGUGCUGGAGAUGGCGGACGCGGUGCGGGAGCAGGAGCAGUUCCGCGAGGCGCUGCAGCACACGAGCCUGGAUACGAUGCUGCUAUCGCACGCCCUGGGGUCGGUAAAGACGCUUCAGUCGACCGUGCAUCUCAUGCAACAGCAGCUGCAUCGGGAGGCACUUGAGAAGGCGUCUCUGGCAGAAAAACUGGCAAAGCUUCAGUCGCAACGAAGGCUUGAAGCUGUCCAGCAUCAAGCGUACGCCUCGAGCAUCCACUCCCUGCUAUCGUCACUAAUGCUCCGGUUCAACUUUGACCGUGACCCUCACAUAAGGAGCGCCUUGGAGGAAGCCAACCGCACAGCUCACAACAUGGCUGAUAGCACAACACAGCUGCUGGAGGCAUGCAGCUCUGCAGCUCCAUCAAACCCCCUCAAUGCCACAUCCAACCUUUAUCGGCUUAGCCCACUUGGCCAUGAGAGUAUUCGCUCUCUGGCUGCUGUAGUCCCCUUACCCCUAUCAGAGUCAGCUCCGCCACCAGACCAAGAUGCAUCAGCAUUGCCCAAGAGGUCCCAGAGGAGGUCCCUCAUGUCGGCAGCAUGGAAGCUAUUGACACCAAAUGGAUCAAAAUAA
Molecule: messenger RNA, 2130 nt
Organism: Closterium sp. Yama58-4
Lineage: Eukaryota; Viridiplantae; Streptophyta; Zygnematophyceae; Desmidiales; Closteriaceae
Source: the annotation of a GenBank genome assembly